This is a messenger RNA of Anolis carolinensis (green anole), 3489 nucleotides long. RefSeq names its product potassium channel tetramerization domain containing 9 (gene kctd9). The coding region runs from base 106 to 1275 and encodes 389 amino acids. Gene Ontology annotation, biological process: protein homooligomerization; intracellular signal transduction. The record is from RefSeq and is a predicted model, not a curated record. Gene Ontology annotation, molecular function: protein binding. The transcript has 12 exons. Lineage: Eukaryota; Metazoa; Chordata; Lepidosauria; Squamata; Anolidae.
AGGCUUGCCGCGGAUUGGUGGAUCGGCUGAGUCAGUGAAAGAACUUCGGUUUCCGGGUUUGCAGCCAGUCUGGCGAGAGCGUGUCACUCUGAAAGGAAAGAAGAGAUGAAGAGAGUCACCCUGUUUGUGAAUGGCAGCCCCAGGAAUGGGAAGGUUGUGGCUGUUUAUGGGACUCUAUCAGACUUGCUUUCUGUGGCUAGUACUAAGCUUGGAAUAAAAGCAACAAGCGUCUACAAUGGGAGAGGGGGACUCAUUGAUGACAUCGCUCUAGUUAGAGAUGAUGAUGUCCUUUUUGUAUGUGAAGGGGAACCCUUUAUAGAUCUCCAGACUGACAUAAACACUCCAGAAGCAUUAACAGGCUCUCAUUCAGAUUGGAUCACGCUCAAUGUUGGGGGGCGGUAUUUCACAACUACUCGGAGCACAUUAGUUAGUAAGGAACCGGACAGCAUGCUGUCUCGUAUGUUUAAAGAUAAAGAUGCCUGGGGAAACAAACGGGAUCACAGAGGAGCCUUCCUGGUUGACCGUAGUCCUGAGUACUUUGAGCCAAUUUUGAACUAUUUGCGCCAUGGACAGCUCAUUGUUAAUGAAGGCAUCAAUUUGCUGGGAGUUCUAGAAGAAGCCAGAUUCUUUGGGAUUGACUCUCUAAUUGAACAUGUCGAAGUAGCCAUUAAGAAUUCACAACCAGCUGAAGACCAUUCUCCUAUUUCUCGAAAGGAAUUUGUCAGGUUCCUUCUUGCAACCUCAACCAAGUCUGAACUUCGGUGUCAGGGUUUAAAUUUCAGUGGGGCAGAUCUCUCUCGACUAGAUCUCAGAUACAUCAAUUUCAAGAUGGCGAACUUAAGCCGGUGCAACCUGGCCCAUGCCAACCUCUGCUGCGCAAAUCUUGAACGAGCAGACCUUUCUGGAUCAGUUCUUGAUUCUGCCAACCUCCAAGGGGUGAAGAUGCUUUGCUCCAAUGCUGAGGGAGCAUCGUUGAAAGGAUGCAACUUUGAGGAUCCUUCUGGCCUUAAGGCUAACCUAGAAGGUGCCAACCUGAAAGGUGUCGAUAUGGAAGGGAGUCAGAUGACUGGAAUUAAUUUGCGAGUUGCAACUCUGAAAAAUGCAAAGUUAAAAAACUGCAACCUAAGAGGAGCAACCCUUGCAGGAACUGACUUGGAGAACUGUGACUUGUCUGGUUGUGAUCUACAAGAAGCCAAUUUGAGAGGAUCAAAUGUAAAAGGGGCCAUCUUUGAAGAGAUGCUGACACCACUCCACAUGUCUCAGAGUGUCAGAUAGGUGCAGAGAGGAACAGGAGCCCGCCUUUAUUGUAGGCCCAACACUUUUGCCAGGACUUGCGCUUCUAAGGAACUACCUCUAUGGUGCGGGCUUGGGAAUGUAGUAAUAGGAAUAGCUGCUGAACCAUAUUUGGAAAGCUAGUGGGGCUUUGGACUCAGAACUGUCGCUAUUCUUGAUGAAUACAUCAACUCCUCUGCACCACCACAUUCUAGAAUGCAUUUUAUGCUUUGGAUAUUAUUAUUUAUAAAAGAACAAUAUAUGCAAUUUAUAUUUAUUAAAUGUCUAGUUGCAAUAUAGGUCUUUUUAAAAUGGGAAGUUCCUACUGUACCUAUUGGCAAAGCUUUGCGUUGUUUUGUUCAUUUGGACAUAUUAAAUUGAAAUGAAGGUUAGAGUUUACUCGUCAGAUUUCUCCAAAGAGGAAGAAUAGUCAUCACAAGUAACACAUACUGAACUUCUGUAAGUUUGGAUUUAAUUAUUUGGUGGCUUGAAAGCAUUAAGCAGUGAAUGCUGUGUGUCUGUUUUUCCUGACUUACAGUGGCAGCUGUAAGGCCUGGCUUAAGGACAUUUGUGUCCAUUUUGAUCCCAUUGAAGUCUAAUGGAAGAUAAACGUUCAGUGUUAAAACUGCCUAUUGUUCAUUGUAGUGUCGUUUCAAAGCUGAUAUGUGCUCACAGCCAACAAUCAGUCUGCACCAGAUCCCUGCUGUUUUGUCAGUGGGGUGACAACUGUACCUAUAGCAUGUCAGUAUCCUGAAAGCUAUAACUGAUGGGUACUGUUACAGAUUUUUAAUCACUGUGAUAUUAAGUGGCACGUGUGACUUUUAAUUCCUCUUUAUUCAUGGCCCAAAUGUGGUUUUGAUGCUGCCUGGGAGACCCGGGUGCCAGUGGCUCAGUUUGGGGAAGAAAUUCCCUAGUAAGAGGUAUCUAGCCACAGAUGACUGUGGUGAUACAACCUAAAAUACCCAUUUCCAAAAAUUCAUGGGAGCAGAAACAAUUGCUUUGGGAAAGCAUAGAAAGCACUAUAAUAGAAGUCUAAGCAUCUUCUCAAUAGUCAGCAAUCAAAAUUGGAACUGAUGUUUCUCCAACUUCCUCAGUUACUUUUGUCCUUCAUCUAGUUCUACAAGCAUUAAGACAUUGGUUCUGAACCUGUAGGUCCCCAGGUGUUUUGGCCUACAACUCCCACAAAUCCCAGCCAGUUUACCAGCUGUUAGAAUUUCUGGGAGUUGAAGGCCAAAACAUCUGGGGACCUACAGGUUCAGAACCACUGCAUUAAGGGAAAGAAUAAACACUCCAAAAAACAAACACUCCAGAAUUAAUGCUGCCAAGGUAGGGAAGUGCAAUAGACCCUUCACUUUUCGAUACACAUAUGUUUUAGCUACUCCUGAAGUCUAUUCUGCAAACGCUUCUUCCCAGCAGCUCUAGUAGAUGCCUUUUUAUGGAAGGGAAGAUUUCUUUAGUCAACCACAAGAAAUGGGAGCAGCACAGUCUGCAAAAGUAACUGGGGCACCUAAUGUUAAAUAAUAUUCUAUAGAAAUAUUAAGGAGGUCCCAACCUAUGCAACUAUUAUAACUGCUUUAUAAAUUGCAGUCUUGGAUUGAUCUGCACAGUUGGUUUCAAUAAGUAUGUGGACUGUUUGCAUUUUAAAACCUUGCUGUUUUGUGUCCUAUUGAGGAACUGCUAGCUUCAACUCAUCUUACACAGAAUGUUUACUUGCCAUUGUGAGUUCAAAUAUGUUUAUCCUAGCAAAAUUAACAUUCUGUUCCAAGCGUAUUAAGCAAUCUUCUUUCAGUCACAUUGGUGUCAUUCUUUGGGCUUAAAAUAGUAAAUACCGUAGUUCUCUCGGGGUGAUUCCUCCAAAGUUUGGAGGGGGGAGGUUUACAUUAUUUAAAGGUGUGUCUUCUUUCAAGGUACCCAUGCCACUCUCACAAGGACAAAAUGUAGAUUUUCAGGUCUGAAGAAGUCAAUGUAGCUCUUUGCCUUGCCUUGUUUGUAUCAGACAGGUGUAAGAGGCUGUAUUAAAGAAUUCUAUUUUCUUAGAUCGCCAUGUAUAAUCUUGUGCAUUUCACAGAAGUCGACUGUCUUGAGUAAAGCCUAGCUCUGCUCACCUUAUGGAAAAGAGACCAGAUUCAAUGUUACAAAGCAGACUCAAUGGGCUUUGUCAGAGGGUGACACGUCCACUGCUGUACAACUGCCCCAAUAAAGAAUAUCACAUACUUA